UUUAUUAUAAAAAAUCUCCAUGGAAACAUUCUGAGAGUUAAUUGUAAUUCUUUUGUGUGAAUACAUUGAGACGAUUUUCUCUGUUCUUUUGUGUUACCGACUUAAUAAGGAGAUUGCUUGAGUUUGCUAAUUUGAAGAUUCAAGAUCGACAGAUUGGAAGACAAUAUUGAUUUAAAUUGUUUUUCAAUUUUCAAUACCCUGCAGUGACUGUAAGUGUACUACUGAAACCGUUGAGAUUUUUUGACAGUGAGACAUAAAAAUAUUAAUUUUAUCCAUUAAUACACGUUAUUAACAGUAUAUUAAAACUACAACAUCACUUGAUUUGAUAUAGGAAAUUAAAUACAACUGCGUGUUACGCAGUGCGUAAAGUAUAUACAUUGUACUUAUUCAUCACAUCCCUAAGACCAAUUUGCUUUCUUAAAUAAAACACAUUAAAGAAAUGAAUUUUUUCGCGGCUGCAAGUGCUGUUGGAUUUGCCUAUUGCUUGUUCAAUUCUUUUUUGACAAUAAGAGAAGAUAGGCGACAAAAAGAAAAAGAAAGGCGAGCAGCUGAAGAGAGAAAGAAAAGAGAAUAUGCCGAACUAAGAAAGCGUAGAUUCGGCGUGAAACUUGAUUUAUCUGAAAUAAUUAAAAAAUGCAGCGGACCCAACCUUGAGAUACUCGAAAAUAUGGAUGAGGAAACGCUUAAGGAAAUAGUAAAAGCAUGCGGUUUUCAACAAUUCAACGAUGUAACAUUAGCCACCGGCGAGGCUGCUUUGAGAUUCGGUGGAUCACAACUCAUGUUCGACAUUGUGAAUGGAUGCCCUACUCUCGAUAAAGAUGCGGAUAAAUUUCUACUUUUCCCCCCAGCUAAACAGUGAAUUUCUACCUCAUUCAAGACCAACAUUUCGUAUAAAAUAAAGACUUUCUAAUUAUUAAGACUU
Messenger RNA from Cimex lectularius (bed bug), 922 nucleotides. RefSeq lists its product as uncharacterized. The transcript is spliced from 2 exons. Bases 440 to 859 code for a protein of 139 amino acids. Lineage: Eukaryota; Metazoa; Arthropoda; Insecta; Hemiptera; Cimicidae. The record is from RefSeq and is a predicted model, not a curated record.